UGACAGCGCGGCGGGCUGGGUCAGGAGGUGCGCGUGCGCGGCCCGGCCCCGCUGAUCGCUUCGGGCGCUCGACUCCUGUUGCGCAUGCUCAGCGCGCUGCCCGGCCGGGGACCCGCGCAUCUGCAGCGCCCGCUGCUCGGCCCUGCAUCCCGCCUGGGCAUCCUGCACCCGGCCAUGACGGCGCACUCAUUCGCCCUCCCGGUCAUCAUCUUCACCACGUUCUGGGGCCUCAUCGGCAUCGCCGGGCCCUGGUUCGUGCCGAAGGGACCCAACCGCGGAGUGAUCAUCACCAUGCUGGUCGCCACUGCCGUCUGCUGUUACCUCUUCUGGCUCAUCGCCAUCCUGGCGCAGCUGAACCCCCUCUUCGGGCCCCAGCUGAAGAAUGAGACCAUCUGGUACGUGCGCUUCCUGUGGGAGUGACCCGCCGCCCCCGACCCAGACUCCCAGAAGCAGUUUAACUUCACUGAGCAGCUCAGCUCAGCUUGGAGGUUGAGAGUGCAGAGCCUACACAACUGGAUCAAAUUCCAGCUCUACUGAUGAUUAGUUGAGUGAAAGUGACUUAAUCUUUCUGAGCUUUGUUUUUAUUGAUGAAUCAGGAUAAUAUUAGUAGCACCUGCCUCAUAGAAGUUGUGAAUAUGAACUGAGAUAAUGGACUAAAGUGCUUAUCUGGUCGAUAAAUGCUAUUAAUUUCAUUAUAUUUACAUAUUACUAUUUAAUUCCAUGCCAUAUUUUAUUCUGCCAGGAUCUCAGCUUCCUUCCCCUUUUCUUUUCCUGUCAUGGUCACCACACUGGUACACUUUGUGGAAGAGAAGGUGGCAAGUGCCCUGCGUGCUUUUAUAUGUGAGACAGGACCUGACGAAUAAGUACUAUGAAAAAUACCUGGGGCCUGCUUAUGUAUCUGUAUUUUUGUGUUUCCUGUCAAAUGUCUUUAAUGUAUAAAUGUACAUCUUCUCAGUAAAAACACAAAUGCUUUUGGAGGAUGGGGGGAGGAAGCAGAUACUAGAAUUGGCAUGCUGUUUCUAAAGCCCUCUGGGAAAAACAAACACGUAAGAAAUAACCAAGAUAUUCCUGGAAAAGCAGAGCAUUGAGAGGGACACUGGCACUCCAGAUACUAAAAAGUCUAAGAUAAAGAUACCAUUUGCAAGGCUACAGAAAUGCAAACAGUGGGGCUGGCACAUGAACAUACAGACCACUCAAGGGGAGAAAAUAACAGUCCAGAAAUAAAUUUACAAUCAGGAAUUAAGAAUAUGAUAAACAGCAGACACAGUGUCUCACACCUGUAAUCCCAGCACUUUGGGAGGCCAAGGCGGGUGGAUCCCUCGAGUCCAGGAGUUCGAGACCAGGCUGGGCGUCAUAGUGAAACCCUGUCUCCACUAAAAAUACAAAAAUUAGCCGGGUGUGUGUAGAGGUGUGAGCCCAUAGUCCCAGCUACUCAGGAAGGCGAGGUAAGGGAAAUACUUGAGCCCAGGAGGUUGAGGCUACAGUGAGUAGAGAUUGUGCUCCUGCAUUCUGGCCUGGGCGACAGAGUGAGACUGACUCAAAAAAAAAAAAAAAAAAAAAAAGACUAUGAUAAACAUAGCAAACCAAAUACAUAAGGAAGAGAUGAGUAGGGCAAUGAACAGUGUCCAGAGUCCCAGCAGCAAAACAAAUACAAAAUGGAAAGAAACUAUAAAUGUACUAGAAAAAAAACUGGAGAAUUUUUAAAAUUAUCAUGUAAUAGGGAAGGUCUAUCUCAGGGGAAGAAAGAAAGAAAUCCAGAGGCUAUGAAGAUAAAACUUCAUACAUUUAACUAAGUUAAAAUUUACAUUUUCUUCAAGGCAAAAACCAUACAAGUAGAUAAAUGAGCAAAUGACACAAAAGAAUUCACAGAAGAAGACAUAUAAAAGACUUUUGAGCAUGAAGAGAUGUUAAACAUAAUUUAGUCAAGGAAAGCAAAUUAAAACAGCAAUGUAACCGCCUUAUUACCUUAUUAACCUCCUUAUUACAGAGAGCGAGACUGUGAUAACAGACUGUAGGUCUGUGCUGGCUGCUGCAGUGCAUCUCCCCAUGCUCUUGGUGCUCCCAUACACGCCAGGCGCCUUCCAGGUGCCAGCACUGGCUUCUUUCCUUGGCAGCAGGCUGGACGUACCAUCAGGAGUUGGUAUAUAAACUGGCUCCCAGAGCUGCCUGUAGUGUCGCUGACUUGCACAUGUCCUGGAUGGCCUACUGGGCCCAGAAAAGGUGAAAUGUGAGGAGCACACUAAUCACAAAAUGACCUGAGCCAAGUCGAGCCAAUCCUGGGCUAGAUUGGCCAAACCCCAUGAUAUGGUUUGGCUGUGCCCCCACCCAAAUCUCAACUUGAAUUGUAUCUCCCAGAAUUCCCCUGUGUUGUGGGAGGGACCGGGGGAGGUAAUUGAAUCAUGGGGGCCAGUCUUUCUCAUGCUAUUCUCAUGAUAGUGAAUACGUCUCAAGAGAUCUGAUGGAUUUAUCAGGGGUUUCUGCUUUUGCUUCUUCAUUUUUAUCUUGCCGCUGCCAUGUAAGAAGUGCCUUUUGCCUCCUGCCAUGAUUCUGAGGCCUCCUUAACCUUGUGGAACUGUAAGACCAAUUAAAUCUCUUUUUUCCCCA
Molecule: messenger RNA, 2604 nt
Organism: Pongo pygmaeus (Bornean orangutan)
Lineage: Eukaryota; Metazoa; Chordata; Mammalia; Primates; Hominidae
Product: V-type proton ATPase subunit e 2
Exons: 4
Coding region: 85-420 (111 amino acids)
Biological process (GO): proton transmembrane transport
Cellular component (GO): proton-transporting V-type ATPase, V0 domain
Molecular function (GO): proton-transporting ATPase activity, rotational mechanism
Source: RefSeq, a predicted model, not a curated record